AUGGACAUCGGGUCUUCUGUAAAUGGUGCGACGCGUGUUCAUUACAUAGUGACUGUGAACUUCUUUGUCUGGAUGUAUCUAGGAGCCUCCAACUAUCAUACGACAGGCUCUAUUAUGGUUCAGCAUAUUCUAAAGAGGCGCCAACAGUAUGAGAAGAACUUACAAGCAGCUUUAUGCCGUAUAGGCGUCCUGGACCAGCCAAGCUUGCCACUGCUUCAAGCACUGCUUUCCGGUGCCAUGUUUAUGCUCCUCUCGGGGAAAUUGGAGAUGUGUUGGCAGUUGAGUGCGUCAGCAUCGAGAGUAUGCAUGGCCUUGGGUGGACCUCGCCGGAUCAGCUCUCAGACCAUGGCUGCCCAUGAGCUGCGAGAAACUCGGUAUACUUUGUCGAUCUGCUACAUGUUUGAUAGAGCGCUGGCUCUGAGCAUGAACCGCUGCCUGUCUCUUCCUCAAUUCGACAUGAAUCCUGCGGAACUAGUGCCACCAGACGCAAAGAAGCCAUACACUUCACUCAUUCAAGUCUUUCUGCAAUUGGCGGAGGUUCAAUCCGAGAUUGUUCACCACGCGGAGAUCAAGAACAUGAAAGCACGGGAAGAUGUUGAAACAGUCCAAACAUUGCAAGGAAAGAUGUGGAAAAUAAAAGAAACGUGUCAAAAGCAGCCCUUGCAUACCGAGGAGAUGUAUCUUCAGGCCGAGUGGAUGGGCGUAGAUUUUGUCUAUCAUUCCGUCAUGACAUCGGUUGUCAAGCUCCACCCGUACCUGAUGGAUGAUACUGGUUUACACCAGCAAUUGCUUGGCUACGCUCGCACAUCUCUUAGGCUUAUUUUGUUAUAUCCCGUUUACCCCUUUUUCGUCAUUUUCACCCACACAGUCAACACCUCGAGUCUUCAAGAUUACAGCUUGAUAACUCAGGUUACAACAAGCCUCCAGGAGUUUGCUGGCCAUAAUCCAGCUUUGAUGGGAGUCCAAAAGCUUUUCGAGGAAUUCGUUAAACUCUGCAAGCCUAUCUUUGAGGCGAACAGGUCGAUCGACGUCACAUCCCCAGCAGUCCCAGUAACAGCAAAUUUGCCACCGCAAAAGACUACGCCGCACACACACCAUAAUAGGGUUUCUCAAGGUCUUUCAGGCCCUUCUGAGAUAGGGUCUUUCACAUCAUUGGUACAGGAUGCACUAUCUAUCCCGGUAGCAGGGGAACAUGUAGCCAGCGGGAUCACAUUCCCUGACUUGAGCACUCUGGAGGAGAACGAGUUGCUAGCAGAGUUAUACAGCACACAUCCAUCAAUAGGCUGGAUAGAUGGCAAUUGGUCAAUAUCGUAA
Messenger RNA from Colletotrichum tamarilloi, 1314 nucleotides. RefSeq lists its product as uncharacterized. The record is from RefSeq and is a predicted model, not a curated record. Lineage: Eukaryota; Fungi; Ascomycota; Sordariomycetes; Glomerellales; Glomerellaceae. Gene Ontology annotation, biological process: DNA-templated transcription. The coding region runs from base 1 to 1314 and encodes 437 amino acids. Gene Ontology annotation, molecular function: zinc ion binding; DNA binding. The transcript is spliced from 5 exons.